Oryzias latipes (Japanese medaka) is the source of this 538-nucleotide messenger RNA. RefSeq lists its product as uncharacterized. Lineage: Eukaryota; Metazoa; Chordata; Actinopteri; Beloniformes; Adrianichthyidae. The record is from RefSeq and is a predicted model, not a curated record.
AGAAGCUGCUGCUCAUGUCUCCACCCCCAUCUCCCAACUGCUCCUGUCAGUCAAAGGUUCGGGCCUCCACAGCAGCGGGGUCCACGGACAAACGGACGACGUGACCCACAGCGUUGCAGGAAGCGACCUCUCGACCAGCAGAAUGUCUUAUGAGGAGAUCUUCUCGCUGGAGGACCUGCGGGAGGUUCGGAACCCGUGGAAAGGCUUUACCAUGAACCGUUGCCUGCUUCUGACGAUGGCUGUGCUGCUGCUCAGCUCAGGGAUCAACACUCUGCACGAAGCCGUGGAUGCGUUCGUGGAGGACUCUGGGAUCCGGUCUCUCUGUGGAAGUCUGCAGUCCGGUUCAGUUGCUCAGAUCUCCAUGUGGGACAGUCUGAUGUGGUGGUGGAGAUCCGAGGACGUUGGAGCGAUACGAAGAAGAAAAAAACUUUUAGGCAACAAAGUGAUCCUGAAAUCGAAGAAUAAAGAAUGAUCCACCAGAGGAACGGAUGGAUGGUUCCUGAAUAAAAUAAACAUUCUGAACUUUGUUUCACAGUCA